Messenger RNA from Toxotes jaculatrix (banded archerfish), 4030 nucleotides. It is a transcript of the gene epb41l4b, whose product is annotated as erythrocyte membrane protein band 4.1 like 4B. The record is from RefSeq and is a predicted model, not a curated record. Bases 592 to 2922 code for a protein of 776 amino acids. Gene Ontology annotation, molecular function: cytoskeletal protein binding. The transcript has 23 exons. Gene Ontology annotation, cellular component: cytoskeleton. Lineage: Eukaryota; Metazoa; Chordata; Actinopteri; Toxotidae.
UGUCCAGUUUCGCUGGUUGACUUUUACCUGUGAGGUAGACUAGUUUCGGUUCGCCGGUUGGAAAUAAGAAGCAACAGCCGCCGGGGUCCGCUCCGGUCCAGAGGUGAUAAGAUUUCCGUCCUCCCUCUCCGGACCCGUGUGACUCAGGGGUUCCCAUUGCGGAGCGUCGGACGGGAUUUCUCCGGGAUUUUAGAGUCGGUGCGCAACAGCGAGCAAAGCAGGAGGCAGGUGCACGGGAGAGGACAGGACAGGGGAGGAGGAGGAGGAGGGCUGCCCGUAUUUCCGUGACAGAGUCCUGUCGUUCAAACCGGAGCGAAUGACUGGAAAUCAACUGGUUGGCGCCUCGGUCGUCGAUCUGUGGUAGUUUCAUUAGUAUGCGGCUGGAGUCCCCACGCUGCUGCCGACCUCCAGCCUGAGGACUGAUCGGCAGCCCUGAAGUCUCCGCCGUGCCUGCUGAGUGACUCCUCGCCCCGGGGAGGAGGAGGAGGAGGAGGCGGCGGCAGCAGAGGCAGGACCCCGGCUGCAGCGACUGUUGUGUGGAGCACUCUUCACGGACACAACACGGACCUCCUCGCCUUGUGGAUCGGGAAGAUGAUGGGCUUUCUGCGCCGGACGUUCAGCCGCCGCUCACGGAGCCGCUUCCAGACAAGAGAGAGAGACGAGCGGGACGGUAAAGGGGGAGGGGGAGGAGGGGGAGCAGGAGGGGUGACCGGGAACCCCCUGCUCCUGGCCCAUCAGCAGCAGGUCGUCCACGCGCCCGCCGUGGUCACGGGGGGAGCUUCGGUUCACAUCGCGGCGGCCGGGACGUCGAGGACCACCAUCACCUGCCGCGUCCUGCUGCUGGACGGCUCGGAUGUCAAUGUGGAUUUGCCUAGCAAAUCCAAAGGCCAGGACCUUUUUGACCAGAUCAUGUAUCAAAUAGAUCUGGUUGAGACAGACUACUUUGGAUUGCAGUACAUGGACACAGACCAAGUUUCACACUGGCUGGAUAUGUCCAAGCUUAUAAAGAAACAGAUCCGAGACGGGCCUCCUUACAGACUCUUCUUCAGAGUGAAAUUUUAUUCUUCAGAGCCAAAUAACCUGCGUGAGGAAUUUACAAGGUAUCUGUUUGUGUUGCAGCUUCGGCAAGAUAUUCUGUCUGGCAAACUGAAAUGUCCGUAUGAUGUCUCAGUAGAGCUGGCGUCAUAUUGUUUACAAAGUGAGCUGGGAGACUGCGAUCCGUUGGAUCACUCUCCUGAGCUGGUGUCGGAGUUUCGUUUCUCUCCCAAACAGAGCGAGGCCAUGGAGGCGGACAUCUUCAGCAGGUGGCUGGAGCUCAGGGGAAAGAGUCCGUCUCAAGCAGAGAUUGCUUUUCUCAACAAAUGCAAGUGGCUGGAACUUUACGGAGUCGAUAUGCACUUUGUCAAGGGCAGAGAUGGGGGAGAAUAUGCACUGGGUCUCACUCCUACUGGUAUCUUAGUGUUUGAAGGCUCCAACAAAAUCGGCCUCUUCUUUUGGCCCAAAAUCACUCGGCUGGACUUUAAAAAGAGUCGACUCACGCUGGUUGUGGUGGAAGACGAUGAUCAGGGUCGGGAGCAGGAGCAUACGUUUGUGUUCCAGCUGGCCAGCUCCAAGAGCUGCAAACACCUGUGGAAGUGCGCCGUGGAGAGCCAUGCCUUCUUCCGGCUACGACAGCCAGCCACAGGCAAAGCCAGUCGCAGUGACUUCACCCGACUCGGGUCCCGCUUCAGAUUCAGUGGUAAGACAGAGUAUCAGGCCACUCACGGAGGCAGAGUGAGGAGAGCCAGCACGUUCGAGAGAAGGCCGAGCAAGCGAUACCCCUCCCGCACACAGUCUCUGGGUAAAGUUGCCAUUUCUCCUGCCAAGCCUCCACAUAUCAGCUCUCACGCCAGCCCUGAUCCCAGCCUACAUCCAUACCAGCACAACAUUCCUAUUGGUCACGAGCCGUGGCACGCGCCCCACCCCGCUCGCACACCCCCAGUUUACCUACAGCCAUCCGGACACACGGCACCACACAGUUUCCCCCUGAGUGGUCCUGCUUCAGACCAUCAGUUCAGCGUUGAGGAGAAUGAGACUUCGUAUUCUGGCAAAAUCCACCACCAUCACCGACGCCACACACACAGCCAGGACACGCUCUGCCACACACACACCAAGAACAAACGUCGAGCUCCUCCUUGCCCAGCAGAUGAGUUGGACAUCUCUCAGUCUCUGCUCAAAGCUCUGGAGUCAGACAGCGAUUCUCCUCCUUGGCCCUCGCUGCACGUUAACAUGGACAACAAGGGAGAGGAGAAGCAGCUGUCUGAAAAGUCUCUGCACCCUCCUGCCUCCCCGGCCAUGCUCCCAGACCACCUUAAAUGUAACAUCCUCAAAGCCCAGAUGGAGGCAGCUUUCAGAAAGGAACCUCCAACAACGCCCAGGGGAAAGAAUUCAAAUGAGACUCUCAAUGACAGGUAUCAGAGCUCAUCCCAAGACUCAGCUGCGUCCAGUCUGACUGCAGACAAGACGCCCAAUCGGCAAGACCGCAACCCAACGCCAGAGAGGCUGCAGCCCAAAGCCAACCCAAGCACCAACCGCAGGAAACGACUGGUCAGACAGUUCAGCUUUAACCACGAAGAUGAAGAUAAUCUCCCAGAAGCACUUGCAGCCAUCUCCUCCCAGAGUGCGGGAAAGUCAGGCUCUAGCAGCUCACUGGACAAACAGAUACAGCCCUCCAUAUACCCACAGGUGGAUAAUAUGCCAGCACUGGAGCUGGGUAGUCCAUGCUGUCCCUCUCCUUCACCUUCUCCCCACCUUUCCCCUUCCUACUACCGUAGCUCCAUUCCUCACCUGGUCCCUUACCUUGCUGCCCAUAAUGAAAGCGGAGAGGAAACGAGAUUGGACAGAGAGAAGAUACUAAGGGCCCUCCUGAUGACAGAGCUUUGAGACCUUGACCCUUGACCCCUGUGACAGACGAUGCAAAACAGGCGUUAACUGGAUGUGUAAGAAGAGGUCCCAAAGUCGUUGGCUGCAAUCAACAUUUGUAUAUUUGCAUAAUACAUUCAGCAGUUAUAAAUAUAUAUUUGCAUAAAGGCAAUUGUUAUAUUUGCUUAAUUGUUAUUUUAGAAGGAUGGCUCUUUAUAUUCAUCCAACUGAAACUGUAUACUGAAACUGUAUAAACUAUAAGUGAGACAGAGUCAAAUCAAAUGGACUCACUAUUUACCUGACUCACACACACACACACACACACAAAACAGACAAGCUACAGAUGUGACUGGUGCUGCCUGCAUGAUAAAUACGUUACAAGAUGAAAUGUUCAUCUGAUUUGCUUUGGAGUUAUGUUCAGGUUUAUGUGAUUUCAUCAUCACUGUGUCCAUGUUGAUGCCUAAACUGUGUUUCAGACAGCGACUGUUGAAGCAUCCAACCCUACACUUUAAAAAAAAAAAAAAAAGCACUUCUGAAGUGAAAAGUUACUUCACUUUCAAGUCAGUUUGUUCAAAAUGUAAAUAGACAUUUAAUAUGCUGAUACUGUAACAGAGCAGGCGUUGUAAAUGCUUACUUCCUUCUUGUAUCUAUUCUGAUGUCGGACAUCCACUUUGACAUGCCAAAACAUUCGCAGCAUUUGAGGUUUAAGAAACUUCUCAAACAGAGUGAAUUGAAAGUGAAUUAAGACUGUGUGGGAGAUGUUGAGACUGGACUGCAGUCUCAGUCUGUCCACUAGAAGGAGACAAAUCUGCAGUCACUGCUCCUGUAGCAGCUGAAAACAGAUCCUGUAUUACAGGUUGUCAUGAGGAACAGAUCUUGAGUCUGGAUCUUUCUUUCUUUCGUUCUUUUUUUUCACAUGCAGUUUGAGUUUUCACCAGAGGUCACACGCAAAACUGGUCUCAGAAAUCAUUUUCUUGGAAAUUAGGUAUUAGGGAGCGUGACACUGCUGCUCAACAACUUUCUUUCUGCCUUUCUUUUGUCACAACCACAACUGAGGCAGCAUAUGAUCUGAUCUGGUGCUGCAUUGUAUGUGCCGACUGAGUUGUUCCUGCCCUCUGUUGGAUCUUAA